Hevea brasiliensis (rubber tree) is the source of this 1318-nucleotide messenger RNA. RefSeq names its product transcription factor RAX2-like. The transcript has 3 exons. Lineage: Eukaryota; Viridiplantae; Streptophyta; Magnoliopsida; Malpighiales; Euphorbiaceae. Bases 120 to 1154 code for a protein of 344 amino acids. The record is from RefSeq and is a predicted model, not a curated record.
UAUUGGCUACUGGGUUCUUUAUAUAAAAGGAUAUCCAAGACAAGAGAGCUUGAGAGACUUCUCUUGCCGAUAAAAAGAGAGAGAGAGAGAGAGAGAGAGAGAGAGAAAGACAGAGAGAGAUGGGAAGAGCUCCUUGUUGUGACAAGGCAAAUGUGAAGAAGGGACCUUGGUCACCAGAAGAAGACUCAAAGCUUAAGGAGUACAUGGAAAGGUUUGGGACUGGAGGGAAUUGGAUUGCUCUUCCUCAGAAAGCUGGUUUGAAGAGAUGUGGAAAGAGUUGCAGAUUGAGAUGGCUAAACUAUCUGAGGCCCAACAUUAAACAUGGUGAAUUCUCUGAUGAAGAGGAUAGGAUUAUCUGCACCUUAUUUGCUAGCAUUGGAAGCAGAUGGUCAAUUAUAGCUGCUCAGUUACCAGGCAGGACUGACAAUGAUAUUAAGAACUACUGGAACACCAAGCUCAAGAAGAAGCUCAUGGCCAUGGCUCCUCAAUCUCAAAGAAAGCCCCUUCCAUUCCCAUCUCCUCCUAAUCAUCAAUCUUCACCAUUAUCAUCUCACUCACUCUUCUCUCUCUACAAAGACUCUUCUGCUUCUUAUCCUUGUUGCCCUGACACGGUUAAACCUUUCAGUGCUGGAUUUGACCCCAUUUCACCAAUUCCAUCAAAUCUUUUAGCCAAAAAUAGCACUACUCUAGCCACAAACUCAUCCUCACUUUUCCAAAUCCAAGAGGGCCUGGUGAAUCCCUUGCAAUAUUAUCAUCCAGUGAAAGAUAAUAGUAACAAUAAUAAUAAUAAUAAUCUCCUGGUGUUUGGAAGUGAAGCAAGUUGCAGUUCUAAUUCUGAUGGGAGUUGCAGCCAGAUCAGCUAUGGAGGCCGAGAGAUCAAACAAGACGAUAUAGGAUUUCAAAGCUAUAUCUCAAAUGGGUAUGGAGAGAACCAAAAGUUCAUGUUUAAUUAUGGCAACACUAGUUGUAAUGGAAGUGAGAAUUUGAACCAAUGGGCAGAGAAAGCAACUGGGUAUUUUGGAGAAACCCCACCAUUGGAGUAUGAUCUUGAGGAUGUUAAGCACCUUAUUAGCAGCAGUAGUAAUACUAGCUGUAAUAACAACUUCCUCCUUGAUGAAAACAAGACACAAGAGAAGUACAUGUACUACUACUAAAAUAUUUAUAUAUUUGGGUGAUUUUAUGGAGACUGACUGUAAGUAAUAUCAAGAAAGAAGAUUUGAUGGGGUAGGGUGGGAGAGAUUUGAGGUAAGACUUUGAGUUCCUGGGGGUUUGUGUUUGUUUUCUGAUGAAAUAUGAAACAUUUCUUCUUUUGACAGUA